AUGCCGCUUGUUGAACCGAUACCAGCCGAUUUAAAUGCUGAUGUCGAAGAAUUAGCAAAAUUUUUUAACGAAACACUUGGGUUUUGUCCAAAUAGCAUAUUGACAAUGCAGAUUCGUCCUGAAAUAGCUUGUGCAUUUAUUAAUUUAAAUAAAGCUGUUAUGACAAAUACUGGUCGUGUUACAUCACCAUUAAAACGUUUAAUUGGUUAUAUAGCAAGUGAAAAUGCCACAUGUUUAUAUUGUCAAGCUCAUACUAUUCGUGCAGCUGAACGAUAUGGAGCUGCUGAUGAACAAAUGAAACAUAUCUUAGAAUAUAAAACACAUCCAGCAUUCGACGAUAGCGAGCGUGCGGCGCUCAAUUUUGCUAAAGCAGCGUCAUCUAUUCCAAACGGUGUUAACGAACAAAUAAAACAAGAUUUAAAAAAGCAUUGGAAUGAUGGUGAAAUUGUUGAAAUAUUAGCUGUUAUAUCAUUAUUUGGAUAUUUAAAUCGUUGGAAUGAUUCGAUGGGUACAACCCUAGAAACACAAGCGAUUGACUCUGGAAAUAAAUAUUUAAAAAAUACAACAUGUUGGAAUGUAGGAAAACACGUCUAG
This is a messenger RNA of Didymodactylos carnosus, 594 nucleotides long. Lineage: Eukaryota; Metazoa; Rotifera; Eurotatoria; Philodinida; Philodinidae. The record is from the annotation of a GenBank genome assembly.